AGCCAAAACAUGGCCGCCCCCAUGAUACAAAACGCGAAUGUUCAGUGCAGAAAGUAUUUGCUGUAUUUUGCAAAUCAUCAUGUUGAUUUUAGAAUCUCAGAGCUUGUUGCCUUGGCAGAAAUGUUUGGUAUCAACUUGUCAAAAGAGAGUUUAAAGCACCAUAAUAAGGAGUGUCCAUUUCUCAAGCUGACUCUGCCCUCAGAAACUGAGGCAAAACAAUUAGCAAGUAGGAGUGUAUUGAUAAGAUCAGUGAUUGAGUUGUGGGGUCAUGGGAACACACAUGAAGAUCUGUAUGAAGAUUUGAGAAAAUCUAAAGAUGCAAUUGUGCCAUAUUUGUCGAGACCUUCUUCGUUUAAGAUUGUUGUAGAUGGUUUCAAUCGGUCUCUCCCUCAUAAAUACAAAAUACAGAUGAUUGAGAAACUAAUAGAUGGUGCUCUACCUUUUGAAGGGAAAAUAGAUUUAAAGAAUCCUGAUGAGAUCUAUUAUUUAUUAGAGGAUUAUGGGAAACAAUCAAAAAAUGCUACUGCCGACCCUGAACAUGUGUAUUUUGGUAGGUGGAUUACGGAUGGAAACAGGGGUGAAAUUCAGAAUCAGCAUAUAACCAAACGAUCCUUUAUUGGAAAUACCAGUAUGGAAUCCAGUCUUUCACUUCUUAUGGCCAAUUUGUCAAAAGUCCAGAAAAACAUGCUAGUGAUUGAUCCAUUCGUGGGAACAGGUAGCAUACUAGUUCCAUGUGCCUACCAUCACGCCUACGUCAUGGGGACAGACAUCAAUUAUUUACUUUUACAUGCAAAAGCUAAACCCAGCAGAUCUAAUCAGAAAGCGAGAGCUGCGAACGAGAGCAUCAGAAACAACCUGGCAGAUUAUGGUUUGGAGUCGUAUUACUGCGACAUCAUGGUGGCUGAUGCCUCGAAGCAUGCCAUGUGGAGACCAAUGGAGAUAUUUGAUGCUGUCAUUACAGACCCUCCCUAUGGUAUUAGGGAAGGAGCCAGAAAAGUCGGGAAAGAAGACUCGGUCUCGCUUACAGAAGAACAAAAGGUGGAUCAUAUUCCACAGAAGAUUGACUAUGAUUUGUCCAACAUCUUCAAUGACCUUUUGAACUUUGCUUUUAAAUUCUUGCGGCUUGGUGGACGACUGACUUACUGGUUCCCUGUCCAUAGAGCGGAUUACAAGGAAGAAAACAUUCCCCAUCACCCCUGCAUGAGGCUGGUGACUAACUGUGAACAGGUGAUGAACACGAGGAUAUCCAGGCGCCUGAUCACCAUGGAGAAGUGUCAGCCAUACAGGGAAGAUCAGUGUCUCGCCAGUCACACCAAUGUGGACCACUAUCUGAAUGCCUCUUUCAGAGAGAUGUAUUUCAAAGUGACAGAAAAUCCACAAAAAUCGUCCAAGUCUGAUAGGAAUUCACAGACCAACACAAAACCUCCCUAAAAUCUCAAUUUUAUUGAAAGAUGACUUAGAAACAAUCACUCGUUGCCUUAAGAGCACGCACCCUCAAGAUAUUGCAAUACAUGUACAAGGCCGAUGUACAGUGUGUGUACCAAGGCUGAGUAAAGAAAGGUUGAUCCCUAGAUGUAAAGAGUUCGAGGCAUCUCUUUUGAAUUUUCAUGACCAAUGUUCAGAGACUUUCUUGAUGAUCUGGUGAUUUAACUUUAUAUAGUUUUAGGUCAUCUGAAAGCUGAUCAAAGUGUGUCUAUUGUCUCUCGGACUUCUGUAAACUCUUCACUGUUGCAACAUUUUAUUCAGAAUAAUUGGACCAAUUUCAAAUGCACAUCCCACAAAAUAUCCUUGGGUAAAGCCAUGGCCCCUUCCAAAGGGAGAUAAUUAAAAUAUACAGGCAAUUAUUGAUGGCUCGAACUCGCGAUCUUGUGAAGUAAUAUCCCAAUCCCCCAAUUAAUUGGCUUUGCACCUCAUUUGAUCCGAUGAUCCGCGUUUGUCAACAAGAUGUGAUCUGAAUCUUCUGAUCAAGUUCCUUUAGUAAUACUACACAUCCAGUUCUGUAAAACUGGCCAAUCGAAGAGCUGUACUCUCAAAAACUGUAGUGAAAAUAAUGCAGGGUAAUUUCUAAAUCUUUUUUUUUCAAGAACCAAUUGCUAGGUCAAAUAUGACAAAACAAGUGAUAAAUUCCUGAUUUACUGUAAAGUUGAAUUUGUUCAGAUAGUAUCCCCCAGGGUCAUGAAUGGGCCACAAAAGGAAUUAAAAGUUAUACAUUGGAUGUAUAGGAAAACAGCUUCUUUCAAGAUCAACACAGUAGUUUGUCAAAACAGUAUAGCUGAGCAUCCUCAUGUAGAUAUAAAUCUGCUCCUAUCAUCACACCCCAAAUUAUUUAUUUAGUUAGGCCAUUAAGUACCAAACAUUCUACAUUGACUCUUUGAGCAAGGCAAUUCAGGUGUGCAUUGUUGCCCAUGGACUUUUUGUUUUAGAAGAUUUUUUACUCUAGUAAUGUUUUAUUUUUUUUGUAUUUAUUUGAAGUCAUUUGAUGAGUGUAUAAUUGUAAAGGAUACACGUGAAUAAAUUGUUUUUCAGAAAGCUA
Ostrea edulis (European flat oyster) is the source of this 2533-nucleotide messenger RNA. RefSeq names its product tRNA (guanine(10)-N2)-methyltransferase homolog. Gene Ontology annotation, cellular component: cytoplasm. Gene Ontology annotation, biological process: methylation. Gene Ontology annotation, molecular function: nucleic acid binding. The transcript has 14 exons. The coding region runs from base 10 to 1431 and encodes 473 amino acids. The record is from RefSeq and is a predicted model, not a curated record. Lineage: Eukaryota; Metazoa; Mollusca; Bivalvia; Ostreida; Ostreidae.